Messenger RNA from Folsomia candida, 1404 nucleotides. Its product is annotated as aldo-keto reductase family 1 member B1. Gene Ontology annotation, cellular component: cytosol. The coding region runs from base 219 to 1238 and encodes 339 amino acids. Gene Ontology annotation, molecular function: aldose reductase (NADPH) activity. The record is from RefSeq and is a predicted model, not a curated record. The transcript has 6 exons. NCBI's taxonomy places the organism in Eukaryota, Metazoa, Arthropoda, Collembola, Entomobryomorpha, Isotomidae.
CAGUCUACCUAAGCCCCAAACUGUGUAACAAGUUGUAAAAGUAUGCAAUAAAUAACAUAAGUACACGCAUAUAAUAAAUCCAACCAGUCAGCCGAGCGAGAGAGAGACACAAACAGCCGAUUUUUAUGUAUGGAUAUAAUAUCAACUGAUAAGUUUAACUUUUUUGUGGUAACGACUUGUCGAAUCAAUUGAGAGAUUCAGUCCGUCAGACUAGUUGGAUGCAAAAGGAGGUUAAAUCUUUGCUGGGGAAAACGUUUUUCAUUUUUCAACGAUUCUUUGUAACAAUGGCUGCAAAAGUUCCAACCGUGAAGUUGAACAAUGGAGCGGAAAUACCGGCAUUUGGACUUGGAACGUGGAAGUCAAAGCCGGGUGAAGUCCGGGCCGCUGUGGAGAAUGCGAUUGACGUCGGUUAUCGAAUGAUCGACUGUGCUUUGGCGUAUCAAAAUGAAAACGAGGUGGGACAAGCGAUCGCGACCAAGAUAAAGGAGGGGGUAGUCAAACGAGAAGAUUUAUUCGUGACUGGAAAGUUGUGGAACACUUUUCAUCGUCCCGACCUAGUUCCCAUCGGGAUAAAGAAGACCCUCACUGACCUUGGUCUUGACUACGUCGACCUUUACUUGAUCCACUGGCCGAUGGGGUACAAAGAAGACGGCGAACUUUUCCCCAAGGACGCUGAUGGCAAAUUCAUGUACAGCGAUGUCGACUAUUUGGACACUUGGAAGGAGAUGGAGGCCGCCGUCCGCGCCGGACAGACCAAGGCGAUCGGAUUCUCAAACUUCAACAGUGACCAGGUCGAGCGGGUCUUGCAGAAGGGCACGAUCAAACCGGCAAUGUUGCAGGUCGAAUGUCACCCAUAUCUAAAUCAGUCCAAGUUGAUUGAAUGGUGUCAAGGCAAGGACAUUCCAGUGACGGCAUAUUCCCCUCUCGGCUCUCCAGAUCGUCCAUGGGCCAAACCCACGGAUCCAAAUCUGCUCACGGAUCCUAAACUGGAAGCGAUUGCGAAGAAAUAUGGGAAAAGUACGGCACAGAUUAUUCUCCGGUGGAAUGCACAACGCGGCCUUAUCAUCAUCCCCAAGACGGUGAGCAAGGCCCGACUGGAGGAAAACAUAAGCAUUUUCGACUUCAAACUGACCCACGAGGAUAUGGAGCUGAUCAACAGUUUUGACUGCAAUGGGCGCGGGUGUCACUUGGACUGGGUCAAGGAUCAUAAAUACUGGCCUUUCAACACUCCAUUUUAAUAAGUUCUAAAAACAUUUCCAUAAUAAUGAGCUUACCCACUCCUUCAACUUCCUUUAAACAAGUACGUGACGACAUGAAAAUUGCCAUGAAAAAAGAGUAAAAUACUUUACACUCAACAAACACUGAUGAAAUAAAUGCCAUACAUUGUUUUAUUGCUCAUUACAA